AUGCCGGAUUGGCAGCUGAAACGCCAGAGGGUCGACGAAGCGUGCGGAGCUGCUCCUCAAACGAGGAAUCGAUGCGACCACUCUUUCUGCUUUGAUUGUACUCGCCAGCAUAUCGCGACGAAGAUGAAGGAAAAUAUAAUAAAGAUUCAGUGUCCAGUGUGGAAUUGUGGAACUUUGAUAACUCCUAAACAAUGCAAAUCCAUCCUGCCAGGGGAAGUGAUUUCUAGAUGGAAAGAUGCCUUGCAUUGCUCUCGAACCCCUCCAGUUCUGGAAUUUGAUUGUCCUUCCGAGGAUUGCCCAUUUAGGUUAACAGAUGAUGGGAAGGCUAUUGAUGUGAUAGAAUUUCAGUGCCCUGAAUGCCUUGUAAAAAUCUGUGCUGAGUGUAAAGGUUUCAGCCAUGAAGAUUUGGAUUGUGAUGAAUAUAAGGAAUUGGUAAACUGUGAGAUAGAGGAAGAAGAAUAUUAUUAUUUAGCACUGCUGAAGCUUUCUAAGAAGGAAAAUUGGAAGAGAUGUCCAAAUUGCAACAACUUUGCUGGAAAGACGACAGAGGGAUCUAACAAAGUAGAAUGCGGGUGUACUUACAAGUUCUGCUAUGACUGCGAAUCAGAAUGGAGCCGAGGACACUCCUGUUUUGACCCUUCCAGGCUUGUGGGAUAA
Theobroma cacao (cacao) is the source of this 657-nucleotide messenger RNA. RefSeq names its product E3 ubiquitin-protein ligase RSL1-like. Lineage: Eukaryota; Viridiplantae; Streptophyta; Magnoliopsida; Malvales; Malvaceae. Gene Ontology annotation, biological process: protein ubiquitination. The record is from RefSeq and is a predicted model, not a curated record. Gene Ontology annotation, molecular function: ubiquitin-protein transferase activity; zinc ion binding.